Messenger RNA from Cololabis saira (Pacific saury), 3281 nucleotides. Its product is annotated as alpha-tectorin-like. NCBI's taxonomy places the organism in Eukaryota, Metazoa, Chordata, Actinopteri, Beloniformes, Belonidae. The transcript has 15 exons. The coding region runs from base 54 to 2132 and encodes 692 amino acids. The record is from RefSeq and is a predicted model, not a curated record.
CUUAUGUCAACGGAGAAGCUGAGAUUAGUAUAUCCGUUAUUGGAAGCUCCGACAUGAUGUUCAGCAUCGACUUCAUAGACAUCAGUGGAUGCAGAACCGAUGCAGGUGUUUUUAUCAGCCCCGGAGUGGAAGAGUACGAUUCUAAAACCUGUGAACAUUACUAUUGCAGUAAUGACAGCGUCUUAUCAGUUGAAGGUUGUGGUGAAAAUCAGCAAUGUGAUGGUAAUGGCGGUUGCAUCCCGAACAACAUCUGCACUUUGACCGGACCCACUGUGAUCAACGUCCACGGCGCCCUCAGCGCUGUGGAGGAUCGCUGCACGUACACUCUGAUGUCACAUGAUGAAGACCUCUCAGGAUUUGAAAUUCUGGCCAGCUACAAGGACCGACGUCGCACAGAUGUGAGCUUUCUGGACAGUGUAACACUGCGACAUGGUGUUGAGGUUCUCCUGGAACAAAGCGGGAGAGUCAAGGUGAACGGUUCACUGGUGAGUCUCAACACCUCAUUCCAGGACUUUGAUGGUGUUGAACUCUCCAAGAACCAAGCUGGAGUCACUGCCAAGCUGCUGCUGGGACCUGGGGUAGAAGUGACUGUGUUCUUUGAUGGAAACACUGCACAGCUGCAAACUACAGACAUUUGGCGAGCUGGUUAUUAUCCAUCAGGUGGUUUGUGCGGAGACUCCGACACAUCUUCAAGCAUCAAGACCAAUUCCAGAAGCUGUCAGACUCGGCACCCAGAAACCAGUGUCCUGACAGUCGACUGUGACGCGAUGUCUGAACGCUGCAGCAUCCUGAUGGAAGAACCCUUCACCUCCUGUCACGCCGACAUCACCCCAGAGCCCUACAUAAGUGUCUGCAUUAAAACCAUGUGUAACUAUCCUGAUGAGGACGGCCUCAUGUGUCAGUUCCUGGAGGCCUACGCCAGAGCCUGCAGCCUGGUGAACAUCACACUGGGGGAAUGGAGGUCCAUUGUGAAGUGCUCUCCGCCUCAGAUCUUUUGUGAAGACAGUCCCUGCAGUGAUCAUGAGUUCUGUGGACUGGUCAGCGAUACCCCCACCUGCCUCUGUAGAGCCAUUUUUGCCUCCAGUUACAGAAGUUCAGGCGCUCUGGGUGAUCCGACGGUCUGCACAGGUGACUCUGCUUCAGUCUCUCUGGUGGGUUGCCUCCUGGCGGAGAAAGGUGUCAACUACUCCGCCUUGCACCUCAACGACCCGUUGUGCACUGGUGAGGUGGACGAGGAGAGCCACAUGGUGACAUUCAGCUUUGACAACGACAACUGUGGGACGGUGGUGGCGGUGGAAGACGGCCAAGUGGUGCACACGAACACCAUCAGAACCCAGACCAGCCCCUCCUCCGAUGUCAUCACUCGCCACAGCCAGUUCCAGAUUGACGUCUCCUGCGUCUUCCCUCAACCAGAAAUCAGAACUAUGGGCAUCAUAAUCAAGGACAGCUCCGUCUCCCAGGAGGUCACAACUGAGGCUUUUAAUUACACUGUGAUGAUGAACGCCUACAUGGACGCCGAACGCACACAAGCUGUGGACUCCGACACCGUGCUGCUGCUGGACCAGAGGAUCUGGGUGGAGCUGACGAGCGACGGGCUGGAUGCAAACUUGAUCGCCAUGGUGACCGACUCCUGCUGGGCCACCGGCCAGCAAAUGUCCAAUAGCAGUGUGGAAUACAUCUUGAUCCAGGACGGCUGUGCAAACGACGCCGACCCGACGGUGCAGGUGGAGGGAAACGGAGAAGGAACUUCCAGCUAUUUCUCUUUCAGCAUAUUUGAGUUCACAGACAGCUCUGGUGAGAUCUACCUGCACUGCCAACUCCACCUGUGCGUCAAAGACAACAACAACAACUGCGUGCCGAAUUGUUCUGGGGAAGAGGAUAGAACGAGCCAAUCUGAAUUUUCCCAACAUCAAUACAGCAUGUCAACUGUCAGAGGUGGUGAUGGUGAUGACAGCAGUCCUGCUGCUGCUUCAGGAGAAGGUGGUGAUGGUGAUGAAAGCACUCCUGCUGCUGCUUAUGGAGAAAUUACAGAGCAAAUGGCAGAAGGUGAUUACUACAGUGAUUCCUACGGUGAUUCCUACGGUGAUUACCACGGUGAUUACCACGGUGAUUACCACAGUGAUACAUACUGACUGACAGGCUGCCGACCUCCAUCUGGAUCCCUGACUCGUGUCUGGUCCUGAUCCUGAUCACGGACGUGUGAAAGGAAGAGCUCAGAUCCUGCUGCUGCCAUGACGUUUUUUUAACUCGUAAAGCAAGAAAAAGCAGCAACGAAAGACACAGAAUUAUGGAAACAGGACCAAACUGUCAUCAGACAUAUGUUACAGACCGUCUCUUAUCUCUUUUAGUCGUAAUUGGUGAAGGGAAGUGUGUGUGCUACAUUUGAUUUAAACGAAAUCUACAUUCUAACAUCCAGGUAGAAUCAGAUAUUAAUCAGAUAUGAGAUUGAUUAUCAUGUUCUUUAAUCAAUACCUUCAUAUUAAUAGUUUUCUAAGAAAGUGGUGUUCAGGGUGAAGCUAUUAAAAAGGGUAGUAAUACAGGUUCUUCUUAGUUUUAGGACACUUUACAGUAAACACAGACAAGUUCAUUAUAGUCUAAUUAAGAAUCAGAUAUUAAUCAGAUAUGAGAUUGAUUAUCAUGUCCUAUUAAUCAAUACCUUCAUAUUAAUCAGCUUUUAGAAAGGUGGUGUUCAGGGUGAAACUAUUAAAAAGGGUAGUAAUACACGUUCUUCUUACUUUUAGGACACUUUACAGUAAACACAGACAAGUUCAUUAUAGUCUAAUUAAGUACAGAUCAAUUCAGUCCAACAGACUGCAAACAACCACAAACUGUAGAAGUGAGUGUUCUGAUGUCCAGGGACAGAGAUACUCGCUGCAUGAACUGCAAAACUGUCAGCUUCUUAAGGUGGACAUACUUUUAGACCGGAAAGAUUUAGUGGGGUGUCGUCUGCAUAAAAUGACAUUCAUCAUUUAUUACGGUAAAUAGAUUUUCUGUUCAGCAAUAUUUUGAUCAGCAACAUUAAAGGAUGUUUUAAUCUGCAGCCAUGCAGCGAUCAUUGAAUGAUUCAUCUGGAACACAAGUUCAGUCCUUCUCAGAAAGGUUCUCAGAGAAACUUCAAGGUGCUUUUUUAGUAGUAGUUUCCCUUUUUUGGUGUUUUGAAACAAGAGUGUCUGUUACAGUUCAGUUGAAGCUGAAUCAUGUAACUGUUUCUUCAUGCUUUUACUUUUCUUUAUCAUUUUUAUUGAUUGUUCAGCAUCCAAAGACCAAAAAAAGAAAUAAAA